Messenger RNA from Aspergillus costaricaensis CBS 115574, 3084 nucleotides. RefSeq lists its product as uncharacterized. The record is from RefSeq and is a predicted model, not a curated record. The transcript has a single exon. NCBI's taxonomy places the organism in Eukaryota, Fungi, Ascomycota, Eurotiomycetes, Eurotiales, Aspergillaceae. Bases 1 to 2967 code for a protein of 988 amino acids.
AUGACCCCUCGGGGAGGAUCCUCAAAUCCUGCCGCUACUGCCGGUGUGGCAGAACGGGCUCGAUGGUCUUUACCAGCAUGGUUGGACCAUUUCAAUCUACGCGAUCUGAAGGUCCUUUUUCGCUGUUGGACUGCAGCAUGGGUUGCGACACUAUUGAUCUUCAUCGGGCCUGCCCUACAGAGCAUUGGCAUCGCCACGUUCUUUGGUGCCCUCGUACUCUACAUAGUCCCACCAGCAGGCAUUCUGUUCGUAUACCUGCUUGCCUCGUUGACACUUCUGGCUGGGAUGUGCCUGGGCUGGGCUUGGGGUCUGCUCACAAUGAAGGCAGCCCUGGCUGCGCGCCCCUCCUCUCAAACUCAGGCUCGUCUUCAGCAAUUGCAGCAGGCAGUGGUAACGCAGGCUAGUCAGUCUGGACAGAGCGCUACGACCGUAACGCAGCAACUGAUCCAUGAUGGGUUCAUGCUCGAUGCUCGUGUGACUGUUGUCUUUUAUGUCAUGGCAUGUGCUUUCAUCUAUGCCAUGUCUCGUCUACGGGUUGCAAAUAAUAAAUUUGCUCUGGCCCAGGUAUUCAGCAUUAUUGUUACCGACCUAUUUCUGCUUUUUGGACCGACUUUGCCUUCUUUUACGGCCUUAUUACCCACAGUCUUGAUCGAGCCUGGUGCUAUAGGCAUCGGACUGGGAACGGCUUGUUGUCUUCUUUUCUUUCCGCAGUCCACUUCUUAUGCUGUUCUUACCAAGAUGGAGCAGCUGCUUCGCUUGGGGCAGGUGCCGCUGAAGUGUACUGAAGAGCGUCUAAGUGGUGAAGAAUUAAGUCUGCAGCAACUGGCCGAUACAAAGAGUAAGGGCAUCGGUGCGCUUAAGGCUCUCGACCCACUGUUGGCCUUUCUUCCUCUCGACCUGUCUCGCGGUCAUUGGGGUGCCGAUGACUUGAAGUCUCUACAGCGGGCUUUACGACAAACACUGGUCGCCUCGCUGUCUCUGCUGAACUUCCACAUCGCACGGAUACAUGAUGAGGAGAAUAAAGCAAAGCUUGCACAACACGAUGUGGCCCAAUCUAACAACGAUUGGCGAGAAAAGAAGAACCAGGCUAUUGGCCACCAUCAGAUCCAGCAGAGUAAUGACCUGAUACACGCCUUUCAGGAUGCAGAAGAGACAGCCAUCCGUGCACGUACACUAGAGGCACUCAAGCACUCCACUCAGCCGCUUCUACAAGCCAUGUCGCAUGCAAUAGAUAUCAGCAUUGAGACCAUCAACAUUGUCAACAAUCGGCGAUGGGUCCGUGCACCCUCGCAGGCACAGAUGGUCCAGCAGACUACGCGAGUGAGAGAUGCGUUGGAGACGCUCCGUAGAAUCCGCACAUCCAGUAUCACCGCAACAACCGAAGCACUGAUUAACAGUCACGCGGAGAUCUUCGAUGACCAGGGUGAUUUCAAGACUGGUGAUGUGGGCGGUGUGCAUGUUCUACGAGGCAUCAUCAUCGGCAUGGUCAUUGAAGAGCGCAUUUUAACAAUGGCCGAAGCAACCCAGAACCUCAUCGAACACAUCUUAUGGCUGUUGGAAAAUCGCCCAAAACCAAGACUUUGGGUCCCUUCUCGGUUACAGUAUGCCUUGACUUGGGUCGGAACUGGCAGUGUUCCCACUCCAAUGUCAGCCGCCGCAGGAAACACCGCAACGGACCCGGAAGCCCUGGAGGAACGAACCCGGGAAGCGGAUCGUCGACUGAGGAUCAGCCGGGGAUAUGGCACACCCCAGCGCACUCCCACUACCCGUAUCAUUAUAUCGAUCUACCAGUGGUUGUUCAACCCAGCCGGCAUGUACGCUCUCCGUAUGGUGGUGGUGACGAUCGCAACUUCGAUUCCCUCCUCCCUCCCCAACACCGCUGGGUUCUUCUACCGCCAGAAAGGCAUCUGGGGGGUCAUCACCGCACAGACCACCCUCCUAGUCUACAUGUCCGACUUCACCCUGUCCCUAGUAUCCCGCCUCGUCGGCACCAUAGUCGGCGGAGUUCUAGGCAUGGUCGCGUGGUACAUUGGCUCCGGACACGGACCCGGCAACGCAUACGGACUAGGAGCAAUCACCGCAGCAAUGACCAUUAUACUAAUGUGGUGGCGGAUCUUCCUCCCACCGACUCUAGCAAUGGCAGCCAUCAUGAGCGGCGCCACAUUCGUCCUAGUCGUCGGCUUCAGCUACGACGACGGCCACAUCCAACAAUACGGCCUGCCAGGUCGCGGCUACGAAGCAUUCUGGAAACGGCUCGUCACCGUUCUCCUGGGCUUCGUCGCCGCCACCGUCGUGCAACUCUUCCCCCGACCCCCAUCAGCCACCCGCCACAUCUGCCAGACGAUGUCCAACGCCGUGCGAACAAUAUCCGAUCACUACGCCUUAGUCCUAUCGCACUGGGCUCGCACCGACCCAGACCACCCGAUCGCCACCGUAGCGGAGAAACUCACUCUCGAGAUGGCCGAAACCCUCCUAUCACUGAAAGCACCCAUCGGUCUGCUCCGCUUCGAAAUGAGCUUCGGCCCCUUCAACCGCAAGACCCUCUCCCGGACCCAAUCCCUCCUCGAAGACAUGAACCAAGCCCUGGGUCGUCUGCUCGUCCUAUCCACCACACUUCCCCUGAACCUACAAGAACGACUAAUGGAAAGAGUGGGGUUCAUGCACGACUACACCGUUGGAGACGUCAUGGCCGUACUAGGUGUCAUCGAACAGGCACUGAAGGCGGGUGCCGCGCUGCCGGAACGGCUGCCCACGCCGUUGGUUAAGCGGUGCUAUGAGACAUGGAGUCAGCAGCAUCGGACUGCGGAGUUGAGUAAGACAUUGGUCCGGGAUGAGAGUUAUAGAAGGUAUUGCGUUGCUAUUAGUUCGUAUCUGAAGUUUUUGGCCUCGAUUGAUGAGUUGGUUUUGGUGUUGAAGGCUGCGUUGGGGGAGUCGCACAUUGUUGAUCGGGGGGAGGGGGUGGUUUAGUGGUUGAUUUGGUUAGGCUGGGUUGGAUCUGAGAAUUAGUAGGGUGAAACGUAUAUUAUACGCGAUUAAAGCGGCGAGAUUGGUGAUACGACAUAUGGAAGAUCAGCGGACUGUGCA